Molecule: messenger RNA, 3826 nt
Organism: Cygnus olor (mute swan)
Lineage: Eukaryota; Metazoa; Chordata; Aves; Anseriformes; Anatidae
Gene: CHLSN
Product: chromosome 15 C7orf50 homolog
Exons: 4
Coding region: 2366-2938 (190 amino acids)
Source: RefSeq, a predicted model, not a curated record
AUUCCUGUAGUUUUUUGAUGUAAUACGGAAGACCACAGCUCUUUGUUUUAAGUAGAACUAGAAAUUUUCUAGUGGUUGGUCACUUUCUUUCCUUAACUGAACAUUGUGCCUUCAGAGACCACCUCAGUUUGAUUCUCAGAUGGAAACUUUGGAAGGCAGGGCCCCUGCUAGGUCAAGCAACAUGGACCUGUUUUAAACUGGCUGUGUUAAUACUUUCAGCAGAAGCAGAGAUGAACAUCUUUGUUAGUUCACUGAUUUGACUUAAUUGGAUAGUCAGGAAGAGGGCUAUAAGCCAUAGAUCAUCUCAAAUAUUAAGUUUAAUUUUGUGAGAAAAUAACACUGUUAAUAAUGGCACUUAAGUAGUGCUUUUUUCUAAUGUACAGUAUAUACACACGGAAACAUACAGUACACCUUACUGUUCAGAGGUUUACAUUUAAACGAUACACUUUAAGAAAUAAUUUAAUAAAUUCUUUGCAAAUUCUUUUUACAUCAGUAGGCUGAUUUUUAUCUUGCAUAUAUACAGUAUUUUAUUCAUAUUUAAUUAAAUGCAAAAUGGACAAGCCCCUAUUUACAAAGUUACCAGAAACCGUGGGGUAUUGAAAUGGAAAAGGACCCAUUUUUGAGAACUUUAUAUGUUAAAGAAUUGCGCAUAAAAGUUCUUCUAUUGUUAUGUUACUGUGCAUUUCCUUAAGAAUUUUAAUGUACUUGCACAUGUACUGUUUUUAUAUAAAUAUUGCAAAGUUUUUGCUUUGUGGGAUAUUGCUUUUGAAGAGAUACCAUGUGAGGGCAUUGAAAUUAAGUUCCGCAUUUCCUUACAAUAGCAGUCAGUUCCAUGGCACAGUUUCUUUGAGGCAACUAAUAUAUCAAAUUAACUCUUAAAAAUCUGAGUUUGUAUCAGUUUUGUUCAUUGAAUUAUAAAACCUGUUUGCCUAUAUGAUUGCCAUCACAUUUAAUAUGUUAUCAAGGAUACACACAAACAUUCUCAGCUCUGCUGCAAUAAGAAGGAUCAUUAGAAAAAAUCAAAAUUGAGGUUUCAAGGGUAAAUUAUAUAAAACUUGUUCUUUCUCCAUCUCUUAAGUAGCAGCUUCCAUUUUUCUGAUCAGUUCCGUUUGUAAUGUCAAAUCACUGAGUGGAAUUUGAGUUGCAGUGACAGAAUUUGUCUAGUAGGUAAAUGCGAGUGGUGCACAGUCCCAAGUGUAAAGGACCAAGCAUGAAAGGUAACAGAGGAGCAAAAUGAAAAUUAAACAGAAUAGCACAUUCAGAUAGAGAACUGAAAAAGAUGAGGAAAAAAAAUGAAGAAAGAUGAUGAGAGACAUGAUCUGAAACUAGGAAUUUAACGCACGGAGAAAGGAACAGAAAUAAAUGCAACAGUCUGUUAGGCACAGAAAGUAAGGUGUCCUAGGAAAAGGGGGAAAUGGAAGCAAGUAAACAGCAUACGAGUUAAGUGUGCCCCUAGUGCUGCCUGCUCAGCCCCACCGUCCUGGCAGGGUCCCAGUUCUGGGAGCCUCCACUCACACCAGAUAAGCCAGUUCCUCCCGGCUGGAAUUCGUCUUCCUGCGUAAUGGGUCAGAAAUUCUUUAACAGCUUUUACGUGAGAGAUUUAACGUGGUGCUUUAGGGGUCCCUCGGGUGGGAGGACGAGACGAUUUGUUCAACGGUUCCAAGAAAAGGUUUCCGAGGAACUUAGGUGGAAGUGAGUGCUUGAAUGCUUAAAGUGAGUGUAGCUCACAAUACUUAGAAACUCUCAAGUUAAGGGAAGAAACAAAACAAAAACCCAAUGGUUUCCAAAAAAAAGCCAGUAUUGUGUUGGCACACAGGCAUAAAUCAGUGUGUGAAUUGGACACAGCGAUAAGGAAAGGCUUCCUUCCUUGACGUGGUUUUAAUCAGCAGGCUAAAGCUAUGAAGUAAAGUGGUGUAAUUGUGCUGGCUAGCUUUCAUGGGGAGAAACCACCACCGAAAUAAAUGACUUACUGUAUAGGGUUCUAAGGGUUAAACAUUCACUAAGAUAUGAAAUGCUCUUGAAAACUUGAGAGUAAUGGAGAGUCUUCCACCACAAUGUUGAUAACUUAAGGGAUGAUUGUAUAUGAAUCAGAUAAGCAAAGAUGGCUAUGUGAAGAAAUGGCUUGAGUAAUGUUGAAAAGAAGGGAGAAGAUCUGAAAAGACUGUUCCUCACCUCCUUCCCACGUAAAACUUAAGCAUGUCUCCAUGCUGAUAAAUUAGGGCCAAUUAUGAGAUAAGAUUGUGCAAUGGAAAAGGUUUAAUUCUGUUUCUACUCCAUGGUUUUUCCAUACCAGAGGCUCAACAUGCCACAGUUGUUGAUUGAAGUCAUGUGGAGUAAGCUGUGUUGUGACAGAUAAAGUAAUGAAAUGAUUUAUUGCAGGGCCAGUGACAAAGAUGCCUCGCUGUCCCCAGACUGGUGGGAGAAUAUCAAUUUAACUUCUACCCCGUGCAUUAUUAACAACUCAGCAACAGCUACAGGGGCAGCAAUUCAGUUUGCUAUUGCAACAGAUGAAGAAGAUCUUACCCCAGAGGAAAGAAGGAAACUGGAAAGAAAAUUGAAAAAAGAGCGCAAGAAGGAAGAAAAGAAGCUGAUGAGAGAAGCUGGAAUCUCUACUAAAAAAGAAGAGCCCAAAAAGCUGUCAGGAUCUGAGCUGGCUCUGGCCUAUUUAACCAGCUGGUCUAAAAAUCCAGAAGAAUGGAAGUUUCAAAAAACAAGACAAACCUGGCUUCUCUUGCACAUGUAUGAUAAAGAGAAGGUUCCAGAUGAGUAUUUCACCAUUUUACUGGAUUAUCUGGAGGGACUUCGAGGCAGCGCACGAGACACAACUGUGCAGAAAGCUGAAGCUCUUAUGAAGGAGUUGGAUGGGUCGGAUGCAGAAGACCCAAGCAUGGUGGAGAAGAGCGAGCGAAUACGACAAGUUCUGCAACUGCUGUCCUGAGAGUGUUUUGGUGUCUUGAUGGUUGUCUGGUGGAGAGAAGGAUAGAAUGUAAUACACAGAUACUACAAAUCAGCUGUAAAGACAUAUUUUGAUAAUGAAUCUUUACGCUAAAUUUUCAUAUUUUCCACUUGUGUUUUCCAACAGCAAUUAUUUAUCAUGUUUUGAGGUGAUGAAAUCAAAACAGAACACCGUAUUUGAUCCACAGACAUGAUGUUUUGAUUAAAAGUAAUCUUACUGCACAUCUUUAGAAAAAUAAACCUCUCUUUCUUGUUAGUUUUUCUCCACUUCCCCAUGUAAUUAAUGUUAAAUAAGAGGAGCUUUGCAGUUCUUAAUAAGAAGAGCAAAGCAACCAACAAAAAGCCUGGAGGUUCUUUUACAAUGGCAGCUUUUAAAAUUAACAUACAGUACAGUGCCUGCUCAUCCAGCUGUAAUCUAUCACUUUCAGCUUUAGAAGUAUGUCAUUUGGAUUUGGGAAAGAUCAUUUUCAGUCUGUUGAACAUGGGUUGUAUAACACAGUUGCUUAUUAGUACUUCACGCAGUGAUCUGGAGAUACCAUCAGCUUUGUUAGUUUUCCUUGUAUAUUUUAAAGGUUUCAAAUGCUUUAUGGCAAUUGUUUAGAUAUUUAGAUAAUGUGCAGAUGGGGACAGAUCAAAUCCUUCGACCACAUGUAGUGAAAUCAUCUGAUUGUACAUAAACUUAUGCUAAGAUGAGAAGUGCCAUGCUGCAACUUUUUGUGUAUAGCCUGCCAAUGUUACAUUUUUUAUCUUUCUCUUGUAAUUGGCAUCCAAAAGAGUUAAUUUGUGUUCAUUUGCUUUGACACAGGACAUUUGUCUCCUAUGAAUAUGCUGAAAAUGAGGCUUUCAAGUAAAAAACAAGGACAUUAAUUAC